Molecule: messenger RNA, 1354 nt
Organism: Trichechus manatus latirostris (Florida manatee)
Lineage: Eukaryota; Metazoa; Chordata; Mammalia; Sirenia; Trichechidae
Exons: 5
Coding region: 288-872 (194 amino acids)
Biological process (GO): establishment or maintenance of apical/basal cell polarity; embryonic pattern specification
Cellular component (GO): protein-containing complex
Molecular function (GO): RNA binding
Source: RefSeq, a predicted model, not a curated record
CCCGGGGAGCCCGGGAAGCCCGGGAGGCCGGCUUGGCGGGUCGCGUCCAGGGACGGAGGUGCGGAGGGAAGUCCCACGGCGAUGAUCCAGGCCUGGACGCACCGCAAACUGAGCCGGCGAAGCUGCGCGACAGAGCAGAUAUGUGUCAGACUACCAGAGUCCACCCAACCAAAUUCAGAGCUUGAUGGAGGAGAGAGACUCUCUCCAUAUUUGUUUUGUAAAGUAAAAGCCGUCUUGGAGAUCCUGUCCUAGGUGCGAGCGAUGGCGCCCGGCCUGGGGGCGACCCCAUGCAGGAGGGCGACCCCAUGCAGCUGGGCGAUCCCGUGCAACAGGGCGACCCCGUGCAGCCGGGUGAUCCAGUGCAGCAGGGCGGCGCUGUACAGCGCCGAAGCCGACGGGAAGGGUUUCCACUCCGGGAAGGGAUGCCUUUUGUACACUUGCCGCACUGGGGCAGGUUUAAGCACUUUCUGAAACCAUUGGUGCUUCACGUUGAGGCGUGUCUGCUGGAAAAGAUAUUCGGCCCAAGCAAAGUCCUCCUCCCGGGGUUCGAGCGUGAGUUCAAAGUCCUGCUCCAGGUGGGAGAGCCGGACUCCGACGGCAAAGUUGAGAUCCUCAUCUCCGGGAGACACUGGUACCGGAAACGCGCCAAAAGACUUAUUCACAUCUUGGCAGGGAGGUCCCGCAGGAAACAGUGUGGAGGCACAGCGAUGCUCGGUCUGGAAUCCAUGAAGUCGCUUGAAACAGAGGAUCCUCAGUCCAGUGCUUUCCUCUCAGUCGAAGUGAUGAGCAGCCUGGAUAAAGCGAUGCAGUCCCUGGAAAUAGGUCGGGAGACUCUGGGGGAACCUGUUGCCAAAACAGUGGGAUCUUUUUGAUCAGAAGCUCAGUGCACGGAGUGGGGCUAUGUCUGAAGCCUUGGCCUCAGCGGCCUUGUCUGAAUUCUGCUUUUGGCCCUAUGACUGAGGGGAAACAAAUGUUUUUUCACCUUCCCUACUCCUACAGAGAGACUUGUUUAAAGAUCUGAACAUGAGUUCUAAUAAAAAAUAAAUGAAAAAAACAACAUACCUGGAUUAGUGUUGAUGGGAGAAAAAGGCUUCUUUGCUUGUUCUAAGAUCGGAAAAGGCUAAGAAUUACCAAAAAUUUGUUCUGCUUUUCAUAGUUUUCUGUAUUAGGUAGGUGUGACUAGGAUCUUUAAUGUCCCAGGGAGCUUUUGUGGGUGAGGAGGAAUAUUCCUGUUUAUUCUUUCAUUAAUGCUAAUGUAGAAAAAUCAUUUUCAGUGAUAUAAAACAAAUUUUAUAAGUCAAGUUCUUUUUUUUUUCUUUUUAAUACUUAUUGUGUUUUCAGUGAAGGUUUACAU